This is a messenger RNA of Opisthorchis viverrini, 1535 nucleotides long. RefSeq lists its product as hypothetical. The transcript is spliced from 4 exons. The record is from RefSeq and is a predicted model, not a curated record. The coding region runs from base 40 to 1161 and encodes 373 amino acids. Lineage: Eukaryota; Metazoa; Platyhelminthes; Trematoda; Opisthorchiida; Opisthorchiidae.
UGCACCGAGGUACCGGCUUGCUGUGUAUGCCUAUUCCCAAUGCUACCUGAAGAGGAUAAAAGUGAACCAUUACCCACUGUAGCCAAGUGCAAGAACAAGGAAACUGAUCCCCCACAUUCCAAAGUUUUUAAUACCCCGGUGAACAAUAGGAGACUACCACGAAGGAAUUGCAUGGCAAUGUCUACACCCAAACGUGUCCGCGUCUCCGUAGAACUGUCUGUACGACGUCUCUCCACGUCCAAGUCUCCUGUCCGUGGUUGUUACAAAUUAGCCUUAACUCCCAGUAGCAGCUGGGAAGUUUCCGAUUUGUCUGUAGACCCGGAGCCUAUUCCGGAUGAGCCGACUGUAUCCUCGACUACACUGUGUUCUUCAAGCAGGAUCCAUCCAGCUCUCAGCCAUCUUCCUGAUUGGUUGAAGGUAUCUCUUUCCGAUAAGCCAGACAAACAGCAGAUGGCAGCUUACGAAGCUUGGACACACAAUAGCAUACACGGUCUCUGUUGUCCCAAGGCUUGGAUGCAUCGAUCAUGCAUCGCCGGAUAUGCCGCCUCAGCCGCACUGCACUAUUUGAAAUGUCCCUAUUGUGCUGAGAAAGAUGUGUUCAUUCGAUCCAUAAUUGAUGCGGGCAUUUGGGUACCUGAUCGGGAUGCGGCUUGGGAAUUGGAGCCGGGCGCGUAUGCGGACCUGGCUCCAGCAGAUAACUCGAUUGCUAGUGGCAGUUCUGAGAGUAACAGUUCUUCGAGUCCACCCUCAACGAGUAAUCCAACUCCUCUGCAGGACAGUGUGCAGCAGACCUCAACUCUACGGCGUUCUGAACGACGCUCCGUCCGACCGCGCAAGAUGAGUCCUUCGCCGGACGAGCGACGUAGUCCGUCAGUUGUUCAACGACAGAAAUCAGUUUUGUCCCUCGUUUGGAACAGUCGGCAGUUUGGUAUGCGUGGCCGAGGCGGCGUAAUUAAGUCACGACGUCCUACCCAGCCAGCCAUUCAGAAGACUCCACCCGACUCCUUCGCGAGGCGAGGAAACCCACGCAAAUUAUCACUCUUCCCCAGAAACAUGAAUGUCGAUUCGCCUUUUGGUAGUCAACUCUCCGAAACCCACCGCCUUCGACAAGCGACACUAGGCUCGUUCCUUGCUAACAUGCGUGUUUCUUCACCAACUUAAUUUAGCUUUUUGCACAACCAGAUAGGCUCCAGAUGUUUCGGAGCUUGACACUUCUGCAGUGUUCCCGAUCAAUAUGUACAUACCGUUGUGCCCUAUCCCAUCCCAGUCUUCCAGUAUAAACACAUCUGCCGCAACACAGACUAAGCGGGUUGCUGAGAUGCAAUAUUGAUCCCGGUCAGAUUUUAGCGUUCUUUUUCCACUAGGUUGUCGUUUACACGUACAUUUGUAUAUCUGUAUGACGUUUUCUACUGCUUCUCGUAUUGAUUUUCGUCGAGCAUAGAGAACAAGAGACAUUAGCUAACCAUGGAACCUUGUUACUCCACAAAUGUCUUCUUGGACAGAUUGGUCACGCGUAAGAUGUUAACAUAGAUGCA